This is a messenger RNA of Bicyclus anynana (squinting bush brown), 5013 nucleotides long. Its product is annotated as zinc finger protein 271-like. Gene Ontology annotation, cellular component: nucleus. Gene Ontology annotation, biological process: regulation of transcription by RNA polymerase II. Gene Ontology annotation, molecular function: RNA polymerase II transcription regulatory region sequence-specific DNA binding; DNA-binding transcription factor activity, RNA polymerase II-specific. The coding region runs from base 134 to 2638 and encodes 834 amino acids. The record is from RefSeq and is a predicted model, not a curated record. The transcript is spliced from 3 exons. Lineage: Eukaryota; Metazoa; Arthropoda; Insecta; Lepidoptera; Nymphalidae.
AAAAUAAAGAAUAAAACCUGACUGCAGUGACACACAUUGUGGUAAGAGCAUGAUGAAGACAAACUGACAGAAUCAGUAGAAACUACACAGUGGUGAUAAAUCAGUUGUGAAAACUAGAGACAGUUGUGACUCUAUGGUUGGAAACAUGGAAGUGAUAAAAGAAUAUGAUGAACUGGUAACAUCAAACAGACAGCACUCAGUACCUGAGGAGAGCAACACUGAGUUGGAGUCAAAGCUUGCUGAUGCUCUCCGGGACGUUCUCCAAGGGACCCAAGCUUCAAGCUCCAUAGUUGCAGACCAGUUGGUCAAAGUACACAAUGUGUUGAAAUAUGAAAGUACUAUAUUCGGGUGUAGUCUUUGUGGUGAGGAGUUUCCCCACGAAGAGGAGUACAAUGCUCAUAUGGACAUGCAUUUUCAGGAAAGUGACAGAGAUACUAAGCAAGUGACGUCACAAGAGUGUGAGCCUGCUGCUGUCAGCUCUGGCAGGGACUCCUAUCCUCUCACAGACUUGGCACUACCUUCAGUCGCUCCAUUGUCCGCGCGGCUUGCAACCAAAGAAGAUGGUGCAGUUGAAGAAAAUCAUCAAGCACUUGAUACUGGGGAUGCAUUACACGACCAGUCAAUCGAAAUCAAUAAUAAAACUAAAACAGACAUGAAAGCUUAUACAAACUGUGUAGUCAAAUUAUAUGAUAUAUUAAAAGAACCUCAAUCAAGAAGAUUUGUUAGCUUUUGCGACAAUAAAACUAAAACAUACAUAAAAUCUAAAGUAUUCACUAAUUGUGUAGUAAAAUUAUAUGAUAUAUUUAAAAAACCAGAUAUGUCACAAAAAAUUAUGAGCUCUAGUGCCAGGCUACGUGCUGAUACAUCCUCUAUAGAGUCUCAUCGUCAGGCAACAAGUGAGCAUGACGUCACCGGGACACGCAACAAACAUAACAAAUCAAACACUUUGCAAAGUGAAACUGAUUGCUUGAAUAAUGGCAGUAGUAUACAAUUUACCAACUCAUCUGUAAACAGUUUACACGAACUUAAUGAAAAGAAAUGCUAUACUUGUGAUGUUUGCGGAAAUAUGUUUAAACAUAAAAGAUCCUUAGUUACACACAUAAAAUCUCACACUGCAAGAAAAACGUUCGUUUGCAAGAUUUGUCAAUUCAAAUCAAUCUACAAAAGAUCCUUGUUUAUACACAUGCGAACUCACACUGGUGAGAAGCCUUAUUCUUGCAAGUUGUGCAAGUAUACAACUGCUCGAAGUCAUCACUUAGUUACACAUAUGCGAAUUCACACUGGUGAAAAGCCUUAUUCUUGUAAUUUAUGCGAGUAUAGAUGUGCAGUUAGUAGUUCCCUAGUGAGACAUAUGCGUACUCACACUGGUGAGAAGCCUUAUUCCUGUCAGUUAUGUGAGUAUAAAUCUGCAGAUAGAGGUGACUUAAGGAAACAUGUGCGAAUUCACACUGAUAAAAAGCCAUAUUCUUGUGAGGUAUGCGAGUAUAAAUUUAGUUUUAAACAUAGAUUAGUGAAACACAUGCGUUCUCACACUGGUGAAAAACCAAUUCCAAAAAGUUUUACUUGUGACAUUUGCAAUAAUGUGUUUCAAGAUAAAAGGGUCUUACGUAAACACAUGAAGUCACACAUUGGAAAGAAAAUAUUCACUUGUAAGCUUUGUCUGUACAAAUCCACCUACAAAACUAGCUUAGUUGUUCAUAUACGAACUCACACUGGUGAAAAGCCUUAUUCGUGUAAGUUGUGCGACUUUAAAUGUGCGGUAAGUGGUAGUUUAUUAUCACAUAUGCGGACUCAUACUGGUGAAAAACCUUUUUCUUGUAAGUUGUGCAACUAUAAAGCUGCUCGAAAUGAUCAUUUAAUUAAUCAUAUGCGAACUCACACUGGCGAAAAGCCUUACUUCUGUAAUUUGUGCGAGUACAGAUGUAUAGAACGUAACAGGCUUGUGUUACAUAUGCGGACUCACACUGGUGAAAAGCCUUUUUCUUGUAAGUUGUGCGAGUUUAAAUGUGCUAGAAAUAGUAACUUAGUUAGACACAUGCGAACUCACACUGGUGAAAAGCCUUAUUCGUGUAGCUUAUGUGAGUAUAAAUCUGCAGAAAAAAGAAGCUUAUUGAUACAUGUCCGAAUUCACACUGGUGAAAAACCAUUUUGUUGUGAAUUAUGCGUCUAUAAAAGUAAAGACAAAAGACAAUUAAUGUUACAUAUGCGAACUCACAGUGGUGAAACUCCCUUUUCUUGUGGUUUGUGCAAGUAUAAAUGUAAUACUAAAGGUUACUUAUUGAUACACAUGCGUUCUCACACUGGUGAAAAACCAUACACUUGUAAUUUAUGCGAUUUUAAAUGUAGGCAUAAACAAAGCUUAGCAGGUCAUAUGCGAACUCACACUGGAGAAAAGCCAUAUUCUUGUAUUGUGUGUAAGCGUCAAUUUUCUAAAAGUAGUAAUUUGUCGGUACAUAUGCGCACUCACACUGGUAAAAAGCCUUAUGCUUGUAAGAUUUGCAAGUAUACAUGUGUAACUAACUUAUCGAGACAUAUGCGAAAACACUCUGGUGAAAAGCCAUUCGCUUGUGACUUAUGUGAAUUUAAAGCUUCUCAGAAAAUAAAUCUAGUGAAUCAUUUGCGAAAACACACUGGUUAAAGCGUCAUUCGUGUAAGUCAAUGUAUUCAAUUCAAUUCAAUUUAUUUAAUUUGCAAUUUUAUAGUUAGAUACAUUAGCUGGUAUACAAUAAAUGUAGGUACAUUAUACAAUUCGCCAUAAACUGGCAUGCAAAUUUCUUAAAACACUACACACAAAAUAAGUAUAAUAAAAAUUGAUGUAAUUUCAAAUGUCUUAUUCUCUAAAGUGUCAAUGAAUGGGGAUGAUGACUAGGUUGGAAUAUAUUGAUUUUUAUAAUAAAUUCGGAUAAAUAAAGUCAAUGUUAACAAAUUUAUACAUAAAAAGCAAAGAUUGACUGGAUAUUUGCAAAAUAAAUAAUAUUAUAAAAUCUCAAAAUCUAAUAAAAAUCUUUUAUCGUAAUUAGAUAAAAAUUCAUAAAGUUUUAGCUAAAAUGUCACAUUAAAUGUGUCAUUUUUCAAUAAAUGAACUAUUAUCAUAAACGCACAAAUAACAAAGAUAUUAGUAAUUUUGUUUGAACGCCUUACAAAUCUAACGAUCAGCGAGCCAACGACGUCACUAACUCGUGCCAUUUUGUAUGGAGCGUUUUUCAGGGAUCCGCGCCAGCGCCGCAAAUCUGACCCUUUGAAUCCCUGUAGCUCCGAAAGUAAUGAUCGCCGAUAUCCUGUUACUUUUACAAAAUUGCUUUACUAUUAGCAUACUCUUAAUUUAUAUACAAUUUAAAAAACUGUCAUCAUCCCUAUUGCGUCAAAGUUUAUUAAAAAAUGUCAAUUAAACAAUCUUUUAUAGAAUAGUAACAUUUCUUGAGCAAUAUUUAUUUUUUUAUUUUAUUCUUAAAUACGGCAGCACUCAAGGUUCUGUCAGCUAACGCCUGGAGGCAGUUUAUUGUACAAUUUAGGUGCCAUGUGAAAUAUGCUAUUAUUAUAUAAAGACGCUUUAUGCCAUGUAUAACAGAUUUUAUUUUUCCUACGUUCACUAUCUGAAUAUUGAAACAAUUGAAUAUUCGUUUUCAUAAAAACUAGUACCUCAUAAAUAUAUAGGCAUGGGCAAUUCAUAAUUUUAAAUUUUUCAAAAUACGGUUUACAUGAAACUGUAGGACUUAAAUGACAAAUGGAAAUACACUUCUUUUUUGCCUUAAAAACUUUAUCACGGUCAAAUGAAUUUCCCCAGAAUAUGAUAUCGUAGCGUAUAUUGGCUGUAACAUAUGUAUUAAAAAAUGUAAGCACUCUGAUUUCGACCAGGGUAAGCAUAAGGUGGGCAGGGCAGUCUUUCGGCCUAUAAGCAUGUUUACAUGCUCUGUUGUAAUUCAUGACGAAUCUGACAAAGUUAUAAACUGUUCCCACCACCAGUAACAUGCUAUCAAGUGAAGAAAAAGACGAUAUCGUCAAUGGCAGUGGAGUUGGUCCAGUCCCAUAUCUUUCGUCCCAACGCAAUAAAAGAGAUAGUGUUAUUUCGUGAUUGUUUGUUACCCGACUGCAAGAAGGGUUAUGUUUUUCGCGCGUAUCUUGUAUGUAUGUGUUUAAUAUUCUUUAUUAGGUACCUCAUAUCUUCCAAAACCACUGAACGGAUUUACGUAAUUAGGAUAUCGUUACAUUUGUCUCAAUAACCCAAGUGUUCUUAGAUAGGUGAAACUAAAAAAAAUAACAAGACGACUGUGAGACGCUAUAGACUCGAGGUGAAAAAAAAUUGUUUUUUCUAAUAUUGCAAUAUGGGUAUCAAAUUCAAGAGCUUUGUGUGAGGAUUCUAAAAUGGUAUAUUAUGGCCAUGUUUAAAAAAACUACAAUUAGAAAAACGUUAUUUAUUAGUUGUCUAUACAAAAUACGCGAGGCGGAUGACUUUAGAUGCGUUUGCCUUUACCGUUUGUGACACGUGAUGUUUAUAUACCUAUUUAAAAUGUAUAUGUCUGAAAAUAUGGAGAUGCAUGCCCCAGACUGUAUUGAAACCUACCCCCUCCGAAUCGAUGUCAGAGGUCAUUUCCACUGGGCAAUCACGGUUCUAUUAAUGACUAAUCUUCCCCUGUGGCCCCCUUACCCCUAAGUAAACUACAUAGAAGUAAAUGAUUUGAAUAUAGUUUUAUCUCGUACCUACUCGUAAGCAUUGGAGUAUUUACUUUCGUGGUAUAACCAAAAUAAGCUCUUGUGAUCGUGUUUUUUUAAUAACAUUCCAUUGUUGUUUUUUUUCUCUUUCAAUAAAUUAAAAGAAAAGGCUUUUAAUUUAUUUUAAUUAUUGUGCUCAUUCUCUUUUAUCACAUUGGAUUUUGUAUUAAGCUCACCUUGAGAGCUUGCUAUUUAAUAUGUAAAACUUAUUUGCGAAAUCUUCUUUUUUCUGUAUUGUUAUUUUUAUUCCUUCUGUAUUUAGCUAUAAGUUUUUCUUUCUAAAUAAAUAAAUACUUUUAGCAU